AUGCUGCUGCCAUCGGUGACCUUCCUUGUCGCUGUGAGCUCCGCCAUGGAGUUCACACCGUAUCGCCCAUCGGAGCAGUACAAAUGUGGAGCUUUCCUGCAAAAUCGGGUCAAAGACAAAGCCCUCGACUAUUUCUAUUCAAGCAUUGAUCAUGUCAUAACACUGCUGUCAAACCAAUUUCCUCACGAAGAGCUCUUAAAUCGACAGGCUCUUCUGGGUGAUGUGAACGAAGUGCGCUUAUCGAUUGAAACCAAAUAUGUGGAUUGGUGGUCCUGGCAAAGAGGAUGGCUUAUUGCUACUGGUGUCAUAGUGCUCCUCGGUGUUUUACUGCCUAUUGUCUACUUAUUUUACAGAUGUUGUGUGUGUUGCUGUUCGCAAUCAUCAAGAAAGGAGAAUACGGACUCACGUUAUGACGGGUGCAAGAGGAAUUUCCUGAAUGCAAUUAUGACGUUACUGGUUUUGCUAGACGUGUUUGCGGCGGCGACGUUGCUAAUCACGGGUCAGUAUGCUGAACACGGAUUAGAGGAGCUGCCAAACCGAUUGAAUUAUUGCAUAGACGACCUCAAUCUUUAUAAACGUGACACUGAUGCUAGGAUACGAAAAUUACUGAUUGACGACUAUCAAAUGCUGAAUCGUACCGUUUCGUCACAGUUGUCAUACGCUGGGCAUGAAGUCGUUCAAGGAGUGAAGAAACUUACCGGGGCGAACACGAUUGAUGCACUGAUGAAUAUUAGCAAAAGUGCAGACGAAAUAGAUCAGUUGAUGAAGGAUACAUACGUGCAGGUGAAAGAAAUUGAAGGUGCCUAUACAAACCUCGAAGUGCAAUACAAGCGUUUGCAGUCGACGUUAAACAAAGAGCUGGAGACCUGCCUCAAAAGUGAGAUUGACUCACUAAAGAGAAUGUGUCAUAAAGCGCAGGGCACUCUCGCUGGCAUUGCACCGACGCAUUUCGAUAACAAUCUGGAAACGAUUAGGCCGUCUAUAGAAAAAACGCUAGAUCAGAUCAAAAACGCCAACAUUCCUCAGCUUCUAAACACAACACUUCGAAAAUUCUCCGAGAUGGAGGAAAAAAUCCAAGCAGAGAUUGACAAGAAAAUCCACUCAUCCCAAUCCAUAUUGAAGAAUAUUUCUGACAAUCUCUUUCGCACUGCUGAAACUAUCUCCACCCAAAUUCGACAGAUAAACUUUGACAGUCUCUACGAUGUCGUCACCCGAGCUUCCGAUCCAAAAGACAGUAUUGCUGCGAAAGUUGUUCAUUACAGUCGAACAAUCUCGUUAGUGAUCACGUCGAUAUUCAUGCUGAUUGCGUUCUGCUUCCUUCUUGGACUAUUCUAUGGGAUAUGUGGCCAUCGGCCAACAUUCUAUAAUGAUGACUGCUGUGUACGGUCAACCGGUGGACGGUUUUACUCAUGUGGAAUAUGGCUGACUAUGGCUACCUUCACUGCGCUUUCUAUAGUAACAGCCGUUCUAUUUUUCACGGUUGGGAACACUUCUGAUAUUUUAUGUCGAACUCUUCGAGAUCCUCUCUCGCGUAGCGACAUUAUUAAGUUAGGCGAACCGAUAUUUGGAGAUAAUGCGCAGUAA
Molecule: messenger RNA, 1584 nt
Organism: Ostertagia ostertagi
Lineage: Eukaryota; Metazoa; Nematoda; Chromadorea; Rhabditida; Trichostrongylidae
Source: the annotation of a GenBank genome assembly